AUGGACCACCGCCAACGAAGACCGAACAACAAGUACAUCACUACGACGGCUGCAAUAAGUCUGUUGGAACUGGAAGCCUCUUCGGCAUCAUCCACUCCCAUGACUUCUCCACAUCCCAACAACAAUAUUAGUACUGGUACUCCCCAGUAUGAACGACCCAUGGUUUCCGUCAUGAAGCGGUCCAAAUCGUCACCACCGGCUCCACCCCGAACAUUUCCACCCGAUACAUCCUCUACUACGACAUCUCCUACUACUAGUGGUAGUAAUCCACAAGAUCAUCAACAAUCCGUGUUACCACAGCACCAUCCGUCUCCACCUCCACGACGUCAAUCUCCAUUUGAUGCUACAUUUGAUACUACUACUUCGUUACAACACCAAUCCUCUCGUGACUACAAUUCCGACUACGACAAUAAUAGUUACAAUCAUCGAUUACGGAACAUUCCCAAGGCAUUCACGACGGCCGAUUUGGAUCAACACAUUUUACGCGGUCUCACACUAGCGGGCGUUGUGUUGUGUUGUCUGGAUACACUCUUUGGAUUGUUUCACGUCGAUUUGUUUUUACGGGCAUAUCAUUUGCCGUUGACGACCUACAGUUUUGGACGCAUUGUCUUCUCUGCGUGUAGUACGGCAUCGACACUUUGGGCCGUCGGAUGGUUGGAUUCGCAAGUGGCCAGUCGCAAAUUGGAUCGAUCCGAUCUGGUCGGGUGUUUGGGGGUCCUAUUGUCGAUUUCCUUUGUCUUGUUGUUUGGACGAUUCUGGAAUUCACACUACUUGCAACUGCAUGACAAAGACGGCAAUAGUAGUCUGGAAGACGACGAUCCACAGCCACAAUCUACUCCUACAAGUACAUUCCAAUACUUUGGUUGGCAACUACUGGAUGGAGCUCAUUUUGUAUUCUCCAUGACACUCUACGAUACCGCAUCGACCAUCAUGACCAUUUCACUUGCCAGUGCCGUUUCGGACGAUCACAACAUGACCGAUCAAGAACGAGUACAAAACAUGUCAUCUAGUCAAGCGUACAAUCUCAUUGCCUCGGUCAUUGUUGCCACGGUUGGAGUGCAUUUAUUCGACACGACGGCAUUGCGGACAUUUCAAUGCUUUGUCAUGGCCAUUGCGUUCCUUUCCAUUACUACCUUUGGAACCGCACAGGGAAUCAUUUCCGGACAACAACAACAGAGACGAAACUCACCAGCGUCACCACGAAAACAACCACAACCAUCCGAGCCCUUUUGGAAAACGCUCCUCCAGAGUUGUUGCAAAGGAUGGACCGUCGCCAUUCCCAAGGAAAAGAAAACUCGAAUCUCUCAUCCACAACAACAACACAACUCUACUACCAAUUCCAAUACCAAUACAACCACAAACAACCCCAUCAAUUGGCGUCAAGCCAUGCAAGAUUUGUGGAAUCAUUCCAAUUUCCGACGAUGGAUCGUACUCGAAAUGCUGCUCGAAAUGCAAACACACUUCGUCCAAACAUUCUUCAAAACAUUCGUCGAUCAACUCCUUGUCGAUGUGCCACAUGUUGUCAGUGAUUGGUCGUUGACGCUGUUACGGCCGCUCCAGCAAGUCAUGACACUAUUAUUCUACAUUCCCAUUCGAUGGUACGGAUAUCCCCGUGUCUACACCGUCAUGAUUGCCAUCUUGUGGGGUCUGUCCAGUAUCACACUCCUGCUAGCGACACCGGCGUCGACGGCAUGGAUCUUGUGUUUUCUUGUCAUUUAUGCCGUGGGAAGUGAAGCCUUGCGAGCGGCAGGAUUCUAUCUCUGCGUCUCCGAUCUGGUACUGGAACUCAAACAAUAUCAUGCCCAACAACGACGUGUCAAUGAACCAUCUCUCGCCGGACUCCUACUCGGGGCCGCCACACUGAUUUGCAAACCCAUGCAAUCGUUAUUACCAAUCUUGGCAGCCACGUUGUUGGAUCUCUAUCCCUAUCGGCCACAGCAAGUCCUGUACUAUCUACUGGUGUUGCCACCCUUUGUGUGUUCGAUUCUGCAACUCUGGGUAUGGUCCUAUUUCGAUCUUCAUCCCAAACGAACGCACGAACUACGAGUGGAACUGCAAGAAUUUCAUUUCUAUCAGAGUCAAAAAGAUCAACAGAAGCUGUCAUCGAGUGACUUGAACAACCACUUGUACCAUCACGACGAAGUCUUGGUGUCUCGUCAAGACCAUCAUCAUCGGGGCGCGGAAGGUGCCUCCAAACGACGGGGACCAGCAGGAGGGAGCAUGGUGGAUGCCAACACGGGGCGCCUGACGGCUAUAAUAUGA
Messenger RNA from Seminavis robusta, 2262 nucleotides. NCBI's taxonomy places the organism in Eukaryota, Bacillariophyta, Bacillariophyceae, Naviculales, Naviculaceae. The record is from the annotation of a GenBank genome assembly.